AUGGGCCAGGUUCAAAAUCAAGGCCACGCCAGCGAUCUGGCUGAGAAAGAGGUGGGCGUCAUCAGAGAGUCGCCUUCCAGCACCGACAAUGAAGAGCCUAUCAACUCAAACGCACAGGCCGGCGUCCAAAAGAUCGAAGCCCUCACCUCGGUGUGGACGACCCGAUCCAUUAUCGCGGCCUACAUGAUCAUUUGGUUCGUCUACUUUGUCGACAUGCUUCUCCAAGGCGUUGGUGGCUCGCUCAAUCUCUGGGUCACGUCGGCGUUUGCGCAGCACUCCCUCACGCCAACCGUCAUGAUCUUCAGCAGCAUCAUCGGCGCCGUCUUUAAGCUCACCAUCGCAAAGAUCCUCGACGUCUUCGGCCGACCCCACGGAUACCUCCUCUCCGUCUUCUUCGCCAUCAUCGGUCUCAUAAUGAUGGCUGCCUGCAACAACGUUGAAGCCUACGCCGCCGCUCAGGUCUUUUACACAGUUGGUAACAACGCUCUGCUGUACACCAUCAGCGUCUUCAUUGCCGACUCUUCAUCUCUACGCAAUCGAGGUCUUGUGAACGCCUUCGUCGGUACACCAAACUUCAUCACGGUCUGGGUAGCUGGUCCUAUGUCUGAGGCAUACCUCAAGGGGCCCGGUUGGCGUUGGUGCUUCGGCACCUUUGCGAUCCUCCUCCCGGCUGUGACUAUUCCGCUCUUCGGAAUUUUCGCCUACAACCAUCAAAAGGCCAAGAAGCAAAACCUGCUCCCCAAAACCAAGAGUGGGAGAACCGUGCUGGAGUCUCUGCUUUACUACUGCCGCGAGUUUGACGCCGUUGGCCUUCUUCUGUUGUCUGGCGGCAUGGCCCUGUUUCUGCUGCCCUUCAACAUCUAUUCCUUGCAAGCACAAGGGUGGCGGGCCCCCCUCAUCAUCUGUCUGCUUGUUUUUGGAUUCGCUCUUAUUGUCGCCUUUGUCAUCUGGGAGAGAUUUUUCGCCCCCGUCACUUUUAUCCCCUUCUCUCUCCUCCGAGACCGAACACUCCUAGGCGCAUGUGUUAUCGGCUUUGUGCUCUUUCUGAGUUACUACUGCUGGAAUGCAUACUUUACCUCUUUCCUGCUAGUUGUCAACGGCCUGAGCGUCACGCACGCCAGCUACGUCGCCCAGACUUACACUAUUGGCUCUUGCUUACUAUGCAUCUUCACGGGAUGGUUGAUCCGCCACACUGGUCGCUAUAAGCCCGUAUGCCUCUACUUUGGUGUCCCCAUGAGCAUCUUUGGCGUGGGCCUGAUGAUUCACUUCCGCCAACCUGGUAUCGAUAUUGGAUACAUCGUCAUGUGCCAGAUCUUCAUCUCCUUUGCCGGCGGGGUCGUCAUGAUCGCUGGUGGUGUCGCUGCCGUGGCCACCGCUUCUCACCAACAUAUUGCCGUUGUCAUCGCCAUCCAGGCCAUGUUCUCCGAGGUUGGUGGUGCUAUUGGUCUCUCAAUUGCCGCUGCUAUCUGGCAGGGCGUGUUUCCCAAGAAGCUGGCUGAAUACCUCCCUGCUGGGGAGCUUCCUCAUCUGUUUGACAUAUAUGCCACCGUCGAGGCGCAGCUGGCAUAUCCUGAAGGUACUCCUGCCCGCGAGGCUGUUCAGCACGCCUACGGCGAUGCGCAAAAGAUGAUCUUGAUUGCUAGCACGGCUGUUUGGGCUAUUGGUCUGGUGGCGACGCUUGUGUGGAAGGAUAUCAACGUCAAGGAGAUCAAGCAGGUAAAGGGUAACGUCAUCUGA
Molecule: messenger RNA, 1737 nt
Organism: Fusarium keratoplasticum
Lineage: Eukaryota; Fungi; Ascomycota; Sordariomycetes; Hypocreales; Nectriaceae
Exons: 1
Coding region: 1-1737 (578 amino acids)
Biological process (GO): transmembrane transport
Molecular function (GO): transmembrane transporter activity
Source: RefSeq, a predicted model, not a curated record